AACUCAGAACUGUGAGGGUGCAGCCCACCAUCGCGAAUAAACCGUGUGUGGCGUCCUGAGCGCAAGGCACUUUGGGACUUGUAGUUUCAAGGGUCACGGAUGUGUGUGAGUAGUGGCGAGGCAAGAGGAAGCUCUGCGCAUGUGUAUGCGGCUUGCUGCACGUGUCUUUUAAGGAGGGUUUCUGUUUAUAGUGAGAGUUUUCAGCUAAUCUAUUUGGGAGCUUUCCAUUGAUUCUCUCACCCGAGCCUAGUAAAAGAGGCUCCAGUUCUUGCUUUUCAUUAGUGAACGCUGUCGGGACUGAUUGUGUUAAAGAAGUGUUCUAAGUUGUUUCUCUUUUCCAGUUGAGGCUUACCUCCCUGUCCCUCAUCUGAAGGUCAAUGAAAUAGGACAGAACUCGGUUGUCUUUUGGGAUUAGAGUUCUGGUUGGUUUAGUAAAUAUUGGUUUAGGCAUUGUGCGAAGACAACGAAGCUGUGCUAAAAGCCAAAAUUUCAAAGACUAAUUUACGACCGGUCAGCUAAAUUUAUCGUGGAUUAUCUCUAAUGUAACAAAGUAUACACUAUUCCCUGAAAUGGAGGAGGCUAGUCGCAGGAGAGCGAGCGCUUUAAUCGGCGACAGGGCUAGGAGGGGAAGUAGAGGAACCACCAGGGUCUCCAAUUCUAGAGUACUAUGUUCUGCUGUUGAAAAGGAAAAACUAUUGGAUUCUGUUGGCAGAAGGACUCAGGAUCCUGCCCUUGCCUAAAUUCUCUGGGCAAGGGCUCUCAUCUCAUUUUUAUCUUCAGGUAGGGAAGGGAUUAGGUCUUCUGUUCGAAUUUACUAGAUCAUUUUAUUUAAAAAGUUAUAGCCAGGGGCUGGAGAGUUGACCCAGCGGUUAAGAGAAUUUGUUUACUCUUCCAUAGGACCAUGGUUCAAGUGCUAUCGUUGCUUACAACUAAGUAUCUGGUAGCUCUAGUUCCAGGAGAUUCAACUCUUUUGACUUUUACUGCCACCAGACACACAUGCAGGCAAAACCUCCACAUACAUUAAAUUAAAAAAGUUAAAAAUAGCCUGUAGUAUUUUCAGUUCCAUGUAAAAGUGUUACAGUAUUGAACAAUAACAAAGAUCAGAGAGUUGCUUGUGUCUCAGGCAUAAAAUCCACUCCAAACUGCGUGUCCUCUUUAUUCACAUGUGGGUCAGAUGUUGUUUAAGGGAGAAAGAGAAACAGCCAUUUCAGUUUUUAUUUAUUUUUUUCAAGAUCGUUUGUUUUUUGAUGAAAGGGUUUCAUGAUGUAGCCCAGACUUUCCUGGUACCAGUGGGUAUACUGUUGCCUUACUUCCUAUUUCCGCCCUCCUCCCCCAAAUCCUGAGAUUAGAGUUUUAUGGGUCACCACACCGGGCUGAGAACAGUUUAAUUCUUAAGGAGUGUAGUAAGAGUGAAAUUAGUUGUGGCUGAGGGAUUCCUAGACCCAUUACAUACCCGGAGCUCCCAUGCACUUGGAAAUUUCUAGCUGCAGCAACAAGAUGCAGUCAGGAGGGCUGGAGGGAAAAUCCAGUGGGUACGAGUACUGGCUACUCUUGCAGAGGACCUAGGUUUGAUUUCUACAUCCAUAUAGCGGCUCACAAACAUCUGUAACUCCCUUUCCAGGGAGGAGCCCAAUGCCUUUUUCUGGUCCCCACGCUCCUGAACGCUCAUGGUUCAGGUAAAACAUCAAUACACAUUUAAAAAGAAAGGAAGAAGAAAGGUGCAGUGAGAAAAAGGAGACGAGAUGCUGGGAGGACCUAACAGCUAGAGGGGGGCGGUACUUAUUCAGUCACGUGACCGCACGGCUGUGAUCGCUCUUCGAGAUCACGUGUGAGUGCUGCACCUUCCGAUUGGCUUGGCCAGGCCAGUUUGAACGGCCUACGGAAGCCGAAGCUAUUCAUUUCGGCCGCGUUUAUUUUAUUUUUUUAUUCCCAGCCUUUGGCUCCCUCCUUCCGCGCGAGCCUCUGGAGAAGCUGCAGCACUUAGGCGCCGCCGCUGCCUCCCAGGGCCUGAACCCCAGCGACCCAGCGCUGACCCAGGCCCCUACCCCUGCAGUUCGCCUUGCGCCAUGGACUGGCAGCCAGACGAGCAGGGCCUGCAGCAGGUCUUGCAGCUUCUCAAAGACUCGCAGUCGCCCAACACAGCUACUCAGCGCAUUGUGCAGGAUAAACUUAAACAACUCAACCAGUUUCCCGACUUCAACAACUAUCUGAUCUUCGUUCUGACCAGACUCAAAUCAGAAGACGAGCCAACCCGCUCUCUCAGUGGCCUCAUCCUCAAGAAUAAUGUGAAGGCUCAUUACCAGAGCUUCCCGCCUCCUGUGGCUGACUUCAUCAAACAAGAGUGUCUCAACAACAUUGGCGAUGCCUCGUCUCUCAUCCGAGCCACCAUUGGCAUUCUCAUCACCACCAUCGCUUCCAAGGGUGAGCUGCAGAUGUGGCCCGAGCUGCUGCCCCAGCUGUGUAACCUGCUCAACUCAGAGGAUUAUAAUACCUGUGAGGGGGCCUUUGGAGCCUUGCAGAAGAUCUGUGAAGACUCCUCUGAGCUUCUGGAUAGUGAUGCUCUCAACAGGCCCCUGAACAUCAUGAUCCCUAAGUUCCUGCAGUUUUUCAAGCACUGCAGCCCCAAAAUCCGGUCCCAUGCCAUCGCCUGUGUGAACCAGUUCAUCAUGGAUCGGGCCCAGGCAUUAAUGGACAACAUCGACACCUUCAUCGAGCACCUGUUUGCCUUGGCUGUGGAUGACGACCCUGAGGUGAGGAAGAACGUGUGCCGCGCCCUAGUGAUGCUUCUGGAAGUGCGGAUCGACAGGCUCAUCCCUCACAUGCACAGCAUCAUUCAGUACAUGCUGCAGAGGACCCAAGACCAUGAUGAGAACGUGGCCCUGGAGGCCUGUGAGUUCUGGCUGACGCUGGCCGAGCAGCCCAUCUGCAAGGAAGUCCUGGCCUCCCAUCUGGUCCAGUUGAUUCCUAUCCUCGUGAAUGGGAUGAAGUACUCUGAAAUUGACAUCAUCUUACUUAAGGGGGACGUGGAGGAGGACGAGGCAGUACCUGACAGCGAGCAGGAUAUCAAGCCCCGUUUCCACAAGUCACGCACAGUGACACUGCCCCACGAGGCUGAGCGGCCUGAUGGCUCUGAGGAUGCGGAGGAUGAUGAUGAUGACGAUGCUUUGUCGGACUGGAAUCUGAGGAAAUGCUCCGCAGCUGCUCUGGACGUCCUUGCUAAUGUCUUCCGGGAGGAACUGCUGCCCCACCUACUUCCCCUGCUCAAGGGCCUCCUGUUCCACCCUGAGUGGGUAGUCAAGGAGUCAGGGAUCCUGGUGCUGGGUGCCAUUGCUGAGGGCUGUAUGCAGGGAAUGGUGCCCUAUCUACCUGAGCUGAUCCCACACCUCAUCCAGUGCCUGUCAGACAAGAAGGCCCUGGUACGCUCCAUUGCCUGCUGGACACUGAGCCGCUAUGCCCACUGGGUAGUCAGCCAGCCACCGGACAUGCACCUCAAGCCUCUGAUGACAGAGCUGCUCAAGCGUAUCCUGGAUGGCAACAAGAGGGUGCAGGAGGCAGCCUGCAGUGCCUUUGCUACCUUGGAGGAGGAGGCAUGCACGGAGCUGGUCCCCUACCUCAGCUAUAUCCUUGACACUCUUGUUUUUGCCUUUGGCAAAUACCAGCAUAAGAAUCUGCUCAUCCUCUAUGAUGCCAUUGGCACCCUGGCCGACUCUGUGGGCCACCACCUUAAUCAGCCGGAGUAUAUUCAGAAGCUGAUGCCUCCACUGAUCCAGAAGUGGAAUGAGCUCAAGGAUGAAGACAAGGACCUUUUCCCCCUGCUGGAGUGUCUGUCGUCUGUGGCUACUGCCCUGCAGAGUGGCUUCCUGCCCUACUGUGAGCCUGUCUACCAGCGCUGUGUUACUCUGGUGCAGAAGACACUGGCCCAGGCCAUGAUGUACACACAACACCCUGAACAGUACGAGGCCCCUGACAAGGACUUCAUGAUCGUUGCAUUGGACCUGCUUAGUGGUUUGGCUGAGGGCCUGGGUGGCCAUGUGGAACAGCUGGUAGCCCGAAGUAACAUCAUGACAUUGCUCUUCCAAUGCAUGCAGGAUUCCAUGCCUGAGGUCCGGCAGAGCUCCUUCGCCCUUCUGGGAGACCUUACCAAAGCCUGCUUUAUCCACGUCAAGCCCUGUAUCGCUGAAUUCAUGCCUAUCCUGGGCACCAACCUGAACCCUGAGUUCAUCUCUGUCUGCAACAAUGCCACCUGGGCCAUUGGGGAGAUCUGCAUGCAGAUGGGGGCAGAGAUGCAGCCCUAUGUGCAGAUGGUCCUCAACAAUCUGGUGGAGAUCAUUAACAGGCCCAACACACCCAAGACACUACUGGAAAACACAGGUCGCCUGACGAGUCCCUCUGCCAUUCCAGCCAUCACCAUCGGCCGCCUGGGCUACGUGUGCCCACAGGAGGUGGCACCCAUGCUGCAGCAGUUCAUCCGGCCUUGGUGCACGUCCCUUAGGAACAUCCGGGACAACGAGGAGAAGGAUUCUGCCUUCCGAGGCAUCUGCAUGAUGAUUGGUGUCAAUCCUGGGGGUGUUGUGCAGGACUUUAUUUUCUUCUGCGAUGCUGUAGCCUCCUGGGUGAGCCCGAAGGAUGACCUUCGGGACAUGUUUUAUAAGAUCCUCCAUGGCUUCAAAGACCAAGUCGGGGAGGAAAACUGGCAACAGUUCUCAGAGCAGUUUCCACCACUGCUCAAGGAGAGGCUAGCAGCCUUCUAUGGGGUCUAGGUGAACGUGGAGACCACCAGGGUUCUGUCUGCGUCAUCGUCGGAGGGUGUGCUGGGGAAUGUGCUGCUUCCAGAAGUCACUGUGCCCUGGUCCAGGGGGGUUAGGGAGGAGUGAGUGGGACCUAAAUCCAGAUGCUGCCUAGCUGUGCAUCUGUCCAUCUGUCGGUCCACUUGCCCCACCAGGCCUGACGAGUGGGCAGGUGGGUGGGGACUCCAUGCUCAUCCUACAGAUAGGGAGGGGGGUGGGACUUCUUGGUGGGCAAGAGUUCUCUGGGCUCUAAUCUGGGUCAUCUCAGGCAGCCCAUUUGGGUCAGCCAUGUGGGAGGGAGGAAUCCUAAGGCCUACCGAAUCCGGUGUCAGAUAAGGCAAGGGAAUUACAGGUGGGGAGGGGGGUUCCUUGUAGAGAAGCAUACACUCACAUGUACACAUGUGGACACACGCAUGUGCGGGCACCACAGCCAGCUAGGCUGGGCCAGCCGCCCCACCAUUUCCUCGACUGCAUGGAGACAGUAGAAUUAGUGAACCCCCAAAUUAUGCCUAUGGCCUUCUGUGUACCUUGCAUCUAGAGUAUAAGAAGCUUCUGCUGUUUUGCCGGAAUUGGCAGUGAUUGGGAGGGCUGGGAGGUUUGGGGGGACCUCAGCUGGGCCCCCAGGGCCAAGGGAGGAGGGCGGUCACUUUGGGACUGACCUCUCAGCACUUGCACACUUUGAACCUGCUCCACACACUUCCUGCCAGCUUCACGGCAGCCCCUGUUAAGCGUGUCCCCAUCUUUGUGACAUCCCAGCCAGCGGCAGAGUGGGGACCAUUGGAGCAGCUGGGACUGGCUUGAGGCUACCCUCUACACUUUUCCUGUGCUCCAAAGGCAUUGAAAGCACGGGCCUGGACUAGUUUUCCUUAAGAGAGCUUAAGGGCAGCCAGAGCUGCCAGCAUGAUUAUCUGGGCCUCUCUUGAAACAGCUUCAAGGAUAGUCCAGUUCUCCGCUCCUGAGAACUCCCUUCUCAAGAGCUGGGGCAACAGCGUGUGAUUGGUGAGGACAAAGGACAAAGGUUUCUGGGUCCAGCAAGAUCUGAAGGCUUGGGGGAGCAGGGUAUACCCAGGGCCUCCAACUUUGUCCCUUUUGGGACUUAAUGCUCAUCACAGUGUCCACUGGACUCAGAAUCCCCCCCACCAGAUUGGUAUACUGACUCCAAAAAUCCUUGAAGAAAUUGGUGGGGGAAUGCCAUCAAGGUGGGAGGGGGGCUUCCUGAGAGGAGGGGGGCAUGAAUAUUUCCAAAUUGGCUGUGGAAAUCAGCCUUGCAGAUCCCUGAAUGUUUUUCCUCCAUUCCCUUCCUUGCUUCCUACUACUUUGGGAGCCUAUUAUAUUUUGGGCUUUGACCAGAGUUCUGCAUCUUAGGGCCUGCUCCAUCAUCCCUCAAAGGACCUGUUAUCCCAUCCAGGCCAUGUGUCUUCUCUUAAGCAGGGUCAGGCCCUGCCUCUAUUCCCAGGGACACUUAGUGCACAUUCCAUAACUCAGCUAGUGGUCCCCAUCCCCUCCAGCCUCAAACUUGAGCAGGUCUCUGGAAGCCAUUUGUAGGGAAAAAAAUUUUUUUUAAAGAAAAAUACCAUUAGCUUUCUGGUAAUUCCACUUCUUUGGAGCAUCCUCUGCUGGGUCUUGGGGUGUAUUGAUGGAUUGACUAUCUGAUGGAGUUGUGACCUCCUCUGCCCAAGGUGGGAGUUCCAACUGUCUUCAGGAGAGGGGAGCCCAAUUCUUGUGUUUUCCUUUUUUUUUUAAAUUUUAUUAUUUUUUUUUAAAAAUUAUUUAAUUUUUUAAUUUAUUUUUUAGUUGGUUUUUACACAAUGAAGUUUCAGUUUCUUAACCUUCCUUGCCCAGGGCUGUGGACACAGACUGAUCUUGAUCUGCAGCUCCUUCCCCCGCCCCCCAUUUUCCUGAGUCUGAUUACCAUUCCCCUGUGGGCUCCCAGGUCUAUCCAUCUGUAACUGCUGUGCUGGGGACUGGCGCCUAGGUGGCGUGAGCUUCCACUUGUGUAGAACUUUGUUGAGUAAAGGUCAGUUUCUUGUGAAA
Messenger RNA from Alexandromys fortis (reed vole), 6821 nucleotides. RefSeq names its product transportin 2 (gene Tnpo2). The coding region runs from base 2067 to 4760 and encodes 897 amino acids. Lineage: Eukaryota; Metazoa; Chordata; Mammalia; Rodentia; Cricetidae. The record is from RefSeq and is a predicted model, not a curated record. The transcript has 25 exons. Gene Ontology annotation, cellular component: nucleus; cytoplasm. Gene Ontology annotation, biological process: protein import into nucleus. Gene Ontology annotation, molecular function: small GTPase binding; nuclear import signal receptor activity.